GCCGCUCAUCUGGACCUCCUGCAGCCACAGGCAGGUAAGACCUGCGAGCCAUGAGUCUCGCUCUGCCGGGGGACUCAACACUGGCCGAGAGCCUGCGACCCUCCGGCUGGUCCAGAGACGUUCCCUCAGCUGCGCCGGCAGGACCAGAGCUCCUGAGGGUUUGGCUGACGCAAGCGAGCUCCUCUCCUCUGGAGAGCUGAGGGGGUGGAGUCAAGAGGGAAGAAAGGUGUCACUGUUCCACAGCUCCUCACUGCCUCAGUGAGACCUCCGUCCCGAGCCUGUGAGCAGCACCGCUCCCUGCUCCUCCUCCGCUGCCUCUUGGGUCCUGGGCCACCUCCUGCCGUGAUGGGGGACUGGAGCCUCCUGGGGAACUUCCUGGAGGAAGUCCAGGAGCACUCGACCUCCGUGGGGAAGGUGUGGCUGACGGUGCUCUUCAUCUUCCGGAUCCUGGUCCUGGGCACGGCGGCCGAGUCGUCCUGGGGCGACGAGCAGAGCGACUUCCUGUGCGACACGCAGCAGCCCGGCUGCACCAACGUCUGCUACGACAGCGCCUUCCCCAUCGCCCACAUCCGCUACUGGGUGCUGCAGAUCGUCUUCGUGUCCACGCCCUCGCUCAUCUACAUGGGUCACGCCAUGCACAUCGUGCGGCGCGAGGAGAAGCGGCGGAAGCGAGAGCAGGAGGAGCAGGAGGAGAGCGCCGGCGAGCUGGAGGGGGAGAAGCAGUACCUGCAGCAGAGGGAGGGCCAGAAGCGGGUGCGAGCAGAGGCGGGGGGGCGGCUCCACCUGAGGGGCGCCCUGCUGCAGACCUACGUCCUGAGCAUCGUGAUCCGCACCGCCAUGGAGGUGACCUUCAUCCUGGUGCAGUACAUGAUCUACGGCGUCUUCCUCAAGGCGCUGUACCUGUGCACGGCGUGGCCCUGCCCCAACCCCGUCAACUGCUACAUGUCCCGACCCACCGAGAAGAACGUCUUCAUCGUCUUCAUGCUGGUGGUGGCCGGCGUGUCGCUGCUGCUGUCGCUGCUGGAGCUCUACCACCUGGGCUGGAGGAGCACGAGGCGCUGCCUGCGGCGCCGAGUGCUGCGCCGCGGCGGCCGGCGGGCCCUCAGCAUGGCGCCGCCGCCGCCACCCUCCGCCGCCUGCACGCCGCCGCCCGACUUCAGCCAGUGUCUGUCCGCUCCCAACGCCAUCAGUGCCAUGACCUCGAUGGCCUCGCACCCCUUCAACACCAGGAUGGCCCUGCAGCAGAACUCCCUCAACCUGGCCACGGAGCGGCACCACAGCUGCGACAACCUGGAGGACGAGGAGGACUUCCUGCGGAUGAGAUACGAUCAGCUGCCACCAGACGUGGCCGAGACCUGCUCGCCCUCGCCUCACGCCGCCCACACGAAGGACAAGCGCCGCCUCAGCAAGGCCAGCGGGAGCAGCAGCCGGAUCCGGCAGGACGACCUGGCGGUCUGAGGGGGGCCUCGUCCCGAACCUGUGCCUGAAGGGGCGCGGGGAGAGCAGAGUCACGGCCUGACUUCAGGGAGGAGAGAAGGUGCGGCUCAAAGUGCCUUCAGAAGAACAUUGGUCCCGGAGCGUGAAACUGCACCUUCCAGGAGACGCAGCCGGGAGUGUGACGCCACGGGGACAGCGGGAGGGGGUCCCGUGGUCUUCUUGGGUUUGGCCACUAGGUGGCGGUAUUGCACUUCUUAGUCUUGAAAUGAGGUUUUUGUUUUGUAUGAUUAUGUCAGAGGUUUUUUCGUCCUGAUCAAAUCAAAGCGACCGUUGAUGCCUUUGACUCUGUGUCCUGCCAUGACAGCUGUCCAUCAAAUAAAGCGCCGCCCCGCUGCUGUGUCACGUGUCUGUCUGUCACCCAGCAGUGGACAGGGGUCAGGCGAGAGAGGCUCGUCACAGUCGCCGUAACUUUCUUGACGUGUUCACAGAGACGCCGCUGUUGAAUAACGAAACACUGAACAAAGAUUUGUGCUGCCGUCAAGUUUCCCGCUCCGUGUUGACGUCACACCGCGACCGGACACGCAGGCUGCUUCUUUCUGCCCUCAGACCCGAGGUCACCCCUCCAGAGGUGACCCUCCACCCUCUCUGGGUGACGCCAGGCACCACGCUGGCGACCACUGGCGAUGACGUCAUUCAACCACACGGCUCGAAACGCAUCCCUGGGCCGAUGGUGACGAAGCAGCGUGAGCAACUUUAAACCGGGCGCAUGGAUCCACUGUCAUAAACGGACGUCACGCAGUAGCCGGUGCACUGUAGCGACCAUGGGACUCUUAAAGCAACAGUAGCGUAAACAUAAAA
Synchiropus splendidus (mandarinfish) is the source of this 2295-nucleotide messenger RNA. RefSeq names its product gap junction protein, alpha 5a (gene gja5a). Gene Ontology annotation, biological process: cell communication. Bases 346 to 1458 code for a protein of 370 amino acids. NCBI's taxonomy places the organism in Eukaryota, Metazoa, Chordata, Actinopteri, Syngnathiformes, Callionymidae. The transcript has 2 exons. Gene Ontology annotation, cellular component: connexin complex. The record is from RefSeq and is a predicted model, not a curated record.